AUGGUUCGAGGUGCAAUUGGACAUAUGGAGAAACCUUUCAGGAUAUCAUUGGAAUAUGUAGCAGAGGAGAAAGGAACAUUGGCUGCUGUGGACUCCUUCGCUAUAAAAAACUGCAGUCAAGGAAGCUCUCCUGGACUGAAAAUGAUGCUGGAGGGUUCAUUUAACUGCAGACGUGGAGGGGCAAUCAAAUUGAGACAAGUGUGCAAUUUCAUGCAAGACUGCGAGGGAGAGGAAGAUGAAGGGGAUCUGUGCAGAAAUUUACCAAUUGGAUUUUAUUGCCUGUUUGAAGAUGGUAAUUGUGGAUGGACUUUAGAUGCGCUAACUCCUGCAUGGCAGAUAGGGACUCUAAAAAAUAUAAAAGGGAAGAAGCAAGGAACUAUUCGUGAAAGAAUGGCUAACCAUCGAGCCUCAAUCAGAUUGGCCGUAAAGAAAGGGAAAUCUGACCAGCCAGUGGCACGGCACUGGCUAGUGACAAAACAUCCAGCUGCUGCCAUCAAAAUUAUUCUCAUCGACCAUAUUCCCAAAUCACCUAGAGGCUCUGUGCUGUAUUUGAACACCAGUAACUCUCCAGCUGCUAGAAAUAACGUAAUCUCCAGCACUCUGUAUCCUGCUCCCCUGAAGAACUCCUCUUGCCAGCUCCGAAUGUCAUUUCUCCUGGAAGGAUUCCUGCUUGGAAACAUCUCUGUUAUGCUUGUGGAUAAUAAAACUGGUAAAGCGAAAAGCAGGAAGUUAUGGCACUUUGCCAAUGGGGAAGGACUGGGAGUCUGGCAGUCUCUUGUGCUCUCCCUUCAAGGAGUCAUGGAGAGGUUUUGGCUUGAAAUUCACACUUCGUGGGCCAAAGAAUCAGAUUCUGUUAUUGUAUUUGACAAUAUAUCCCUGAGCUUGGGCUGCUACCUAACAAGUAACGGAGAGCUGUCUCUACUAGCUUCAUCCUACCUUUCAAGCAACCUUCUGAUGGAGAGCAGCAGCCAGAAAAAGAACGAUACUACGUUGGGACAGCAAGAGUUAGAGCAAAUCCCCAGUAUACAUAUGUAUACUCCAGGAUACUGGCUAUUCACAACAUGCGGGGCGAGUGGACCUUAUGGGCCAAGUCAGAAGCUUUGUGACGAAACCUAUGAAAAGUAUAAUUUUAGUGUUGGAGUAGGAACAGAUGCACUGAAGGGGGUGCAGAUUUGGAGGGUGCCAGAGACAAAUACAUACAGAAUUUCAGGUUAUGGAGCGGCUGGGGGGAAAGGAGGGAAGACCUCUUCUAGGGCACAUGGAACUUCAAUACUGGGAAUAUUUGAGCUUCAAAAGAAUGAUGUCUUAUACAUAUUGGUUGGGCAACAAGGAGAAGACGCCUGCCCUCAAACAAAGCAACUUCUGCAGGAAGUUUGCAACGGAGAAAAUAAUAAGAUAGAAGAAGAAAUCCGAAUUAACGGGACUGUAAACGAAUGGGCGGGAGGAGGAGGAGGUGGCGGAGGUGCAACGUAUGUGUAUAAGAUAGAGAACGGAAAACCAGUCCCCUUGCUGGUAGCUGCUGGAGGUGGCGGCAGAGCUUACAGAGCCAAGGCAAAUAUAGUCCAAUUAGAGAGACUAGAGAAGGACUAUGGUAUUCCUGGUCUGAAUGGGAAAUCAGGGUCUGCAGGUGGUGGAGGUGGCUGGAAUGGUUUCACAAGCUUACCCUGGGCAGGAAAGUCUUUUCUAGAAGGUGCCACUGGAGGAGAACCUUGUCCUCAGGCCGUAAAGAAAUGGGGGUGGGAGACAAGAGGAGGAUUUGGCGGUGGAGGUGGAGGCUGCUCCUCUGGGGGCGGAGGUGGAGGUUACAUAGGAGGCAACGCUGCAGAAGAUAACAAUGCAGAAAUUGAUGGAUUAGAUGGUGUAUCGUUUAUUAGCCCACACGGUAUUUUAUAUACACCUCCUUUAAAAGUGACAGAAAGUCAUGGAGAGGUGGAGAUUAAGUUUCACCUUAAUUGCAGUCAUUGUGAGAUGGACGAGUGUCACAUAGACCCAGAAACACAAGAUAUAAUUUGCCAGUGCGAGCCGGGGACCGUCCUGGCGGACGAUGGCGUAUUUUGCAUUGUUAGUCCAACUCAGGAGACGCACGUGCCUCUCUCCCUUGUGUUGUCUAUUGUGACGUCUGCACUUGUGGCUGUGUUAAUUCUCGCCUUUUCAGGUAUCAUGAUAGUGUAUCGCCGGAAGCACCAGGAGUUACAAGCCAUCCAGAUAGAACUGCAGAGCCCUGACUACAAAUUAAGCAAGGUGCGCACUUCCACCAUCAUGACCGACUACAACCCCAACUACUGCUUCGCCGGGAAGGUCACCUCCAUCGGUGAUCUUAAAGAAGUGCCCAGGAAAAAUAUCUCACUAAUAAGAGGUUUGGGCCAUGGUGCAUUUGGAGAGGUCUAUGAAGGUCAAGUGCUGGCCAGCCCCAAUGACCCUGCACCCUUAAAGGUCGCUGUAAAGACAUUGCCAGAGGUUUGUUCUGAACAAGAUGAGCUUGACUUUCUCAUGGAAGCACUUAUUAUAAGUAAGUUCAGCCACCAGAACAUAGUGCGUUGCAUCGGUGUGAGUCUGCAGGCCCUGCCACGUUUUAUUCUGCUGGAGCUCAUGGCUGGUGGUGAUCUGAAGUCAUUCCUUAGACAAACGCGCCCAAGACUGAACCAGCCUUCCUCCCUCAGCAUGCUAGACUUGCUUAAUGUUGCUCGUGACAUCGCCCAUGGCUGUCAGUAUUUAGAGGAAAACCAUUUUAUUCACAGGGACAUUGCUGCAAGGAACUGUCUGCUAACAUGUCAGGGGCCUGGACGAGUUGCAAAGAUAGGAGAUUUCGGGAUGGCUCGUGAUAUAUACAGGGCCAGCUACUACAGAAAAGGGGGCUGUGCGAUGCUGCCUGUGAAAUGGAUGCCCCCGGAGGCCUUUAUGGAAGGAAUCUUUACAUCAAAGACAGACACAUGGUCAUUUGGAGUCCUGCUGUGGGAGAUUUUCUCAUUGGGAUACAUGCCUUACCCCAGUAAGAGUAAUCAAGAGGUCCUGGAAUUCGUAACAAGUGGAGGAAGAAUGGAUCCACCUAAAAACUGCCCUGGGCCUGUGUAUCGUAUCAUGACCCAGUGUUGGCAGCACCAGCCUGAAGACAGACCAAAUUUUGCAAUUAUACUGGAACGAAUUGACUAUUGCACUCAGGAUCCUGAUGUGAUCAAUACGUCUUUGCCUGUGGAAUACGGACCAGUAAUUGAUGAGGAGGAGAAGGUUCCCAUGCGUCCAGAAGACCCUGAUGUAAUUCCACCACUGCUAAUUACACCUGAGAAGAUAGUUAAGGAUGUAAAAAUGCAGCUACAAUCUCCUCCUCCUGUGCCACCCAGCAGAAGUGGAAAACCUCCCAAUCAAAUGCACACUGAACCAGUGAGACAAAUAGAUGCCAAACCAGCAACAGAUGGUGGCCGUGAUAACCUGAUUUUUGCUCAAUCCAAUCAACCCUCGGAGCUACUCAACAGUAGAAGCUCUAAGAACAAACCUACUAACCUCUGGAAUCCUACGUAUGGUUCUUGGUUUUCAGGAAAAAAUGUAACAAGGAAUAGUGUACCACAAGACAAUCCAGCACCUUUGGGAGAUAAAUCAGGAAUGAUGAAUGAGGAGAACUCUACACCUGCCCCCAGGAUUACAACUGGUAGACUUCCAGGCUCAUCAGUUCUACUGGAGCCAUCUACACUGACUUCAAAUAUUCAGGAAGUGCCUCUGUUUAGGCUUCGCCAAUUCCCAUGUGGUAAUGUUAACUACGGUUAUCAGCAGCAGGGCCUACCUGUGGAAGCACCGGUGGUGCCGUGCCCAGUUAAACACAAAGACUUGGUUCCUAGGAGCAAGGGCAUUGCAACCCAGGAGCAUCUUUAG
Bombina bombina (fire-bellied toad) is the source of this 3864-nucleotide messenger RNA. It is a transcript of the gene ALK, whose product is annotated as ALK receptor tyrosine kinase. NCBI's taxonomy places the organism in Eukaryota, Metazoa, Chordata, Amphibia, Anura, Bombinatoridae. Gene Ontology annotation, biological process: regulation of neuron differentiation; positive regulation of kinase activity; protein phosphorylation. The record is from RefSeq and is a predicted model, not a curated record. Gene Ontology annotation, molecular function: transmembrane receptor protein tyrosine kinase activity; ATP binding. Gene Ontology annotation, cellular component: membrane; signaling receptor complex. The transcript has 28 exons. Bases 1 to 3864 code for a protein of 1287 amino acids.